Messenger RNA from Amborella trichopoda, 2260 nucleotides. It is a transcript of the gene NOA1, whose product is annotated as P-loop containing nucleoside triphosphate hydrolases superfamily protein. The record is from RefSeq and is a predicted model, not a curated record. Gene Ontology annotation, molecular function: GTPase activity; GTP binding. NCBI's taxonomy places the organism in Eukaryota, Viridiplantae, Streptophyta, Magnoliopsida, Amborellales, Amborellaceae.
CUGUAGGCAAAACAUGAAAGAUAGAUAGUAUUUUUAUAAACAACCCCAUUUAUUCAAAAUAUUAGGAUCGAUCAAAAUAUCAAUUCAUAAUUAUUUUUGAAGAAAAGAUCAGAUUUUGAGUUCAGGCCUUUCCCUGCAAAAAAUUGUUAGUUCAUGUCCAAUCGUAGGUCGUCAUGUUUUUGUAGGCGCAUAGACAGUGCGGGUUUUUUUUUUUUUCAUUUAAGGGUGAUAUUUGCACUCUAAAAUAUUUGGAAUCUAAACAAUAUUUCUAGCAUGAGUUUUGCCCGAGGGAUUUUUUUGGAUAGUAUAUACCCCUAUAAAAUCGUUUGGCAUUGUAAAUCUCACGCUCUGUCGGCUUAUCAGCCAGCAGGAGAGGGAGAGGGAGAGGGAGAGGGAGGAAGGGAGAAUGGCUGUGAACUCUCCUUUAUCUGCACAAAACCUGUCCUUUCUCCACUCUCUUCAAAUCCCUAGAAAUUUCGCAGUUCCAUGUCUCUGCAAAGCCCCAGAAAAUGGACAUAGAAAGCCAGGAAACUCGUUUCGCAUUUGUCUUUGCAAAACCCUGGAAAGCCCUCAAGCGCGAGGCCCUGUUUCUCAGAGAACUCCUUCUUCGACAUUGAUUUCUGAUUCUUCAGUCUCCAAUGGCACUGGUGCGGCAGAGCCUAGCAGAGGUGAGAAGUUUUUGCAGCGGCAGAUGGCCAUGGCUGUUAUUGAUAAGACUAAGAAGAAGAAGAAGAAGGUGGAAAAGUCUAGGGUUUUGAAUUCAGCCUUGGUUUGUUGCUAUGGUUGUGGAGCUCCAUUGCAGGUUGAAGAGGAAGAUGCUCCUGGUUAUGUGAAUCCCGAGACUUAUGAAUUGAAAAAGAGGCAUCACCAACUUCGAACUGUUCUUUGCAGGAGGUGUAAGCUAUUGUCGCAUGGGCACAUGAUUACUGCAGUUGGUGGAAAUGGUGGUUAUUCUGGUGGUAAACAAUUCAUUUCUGCUGAGGAACUUCGAGAAAAGUUGUCGCACCUACGUCACGAGAAAGUUUUGAUAGUGAAAUUGGUUGAUAUUGUUGACUUCAAUGGGAGUUUCUUGGCACGUAUACGUGAUUUAGCUGGUGCAAAUCCAAUUAUUUUAGUCAUAACAAAGGUUGACCUCCUUCCCAAAGGGACUGAUAUGAAUUGCAUCGGCGAUUGGGUUGUGGAGGCCACUAUGAAGAAGAAGCUUAAUGUUAUGAGUAUCCACUUGACCAGUUCAAAGUCUCUAGUGGGAAUUUCUGGAGUUGCAUCGGAGAUUCAAAAGGAGAAAAAGGGUCGAGAUGUGUACAUUCUGGGUUCGGCAAACGUUGGAAAGUCUGCAUUCAUAAAUGCUUUGCUGAAAAUGAUGGCACAAAGGGAUCCAAUUGCUGCAGCAGCAAGGAAGUUCAAGCCCAUGCAAUCUGCUGUUCCUGGAACUACUCUUGGUCCUAUUCAAAUUGAUGCUUUUCAAGGAGGGAAACUCUUUGACACUCCUGGAGUGCACCUCCACCACAGGCAAGCAGCAGUUGUCCAUUCUGAGGAUUUGCCUUCUCUUGCCCCUCAAAGUCGCUUGAAGGGGCAUACACUUCCUGCCUUGGAUGUGAAAAGUUCAAAUCAAGAGGGAGACGGCAGCUUGAAUGGGAUUUCCAUAUUCUGGGGAGGGCUGGUCAGGAUUGAUGUUAUAAAGGUUCUUCCACAGACACGUCUUACUCUGUAUGGACCCAAAGCAUUGAAGGUUCAUGUAGUUCCCACUUCCAAAGCAGAUGAGUUCUACCAUAAAGAGCUUGGAGUUGCAUUGACACCACCGUCCAGCCCAGAGAAGGUGAAAGACUGGCCAGGGCUUCAGAUGGUUCGCCAUUUGCAAAUAAAGCUGGCUGACUUAAAGAGGCCUGCAUGUGACAUCGCCAUAUCUGGUCUAGGGUGGAUAGCUGUGGAACCCAUGAGUUCGAUUAUAGAACAUGAAGUAAUCGAGAGUGUUUCAAAAGAAAACUACGGGGAAUUACAUUUUGAUGUUCACGUCCCAAAGCCUGUUGAGAUUUUUGUGCGCUCCCCUUUGCCUGUGGGAAAGGCCGGAGGGGAGUGGUAUGAGUUCCAAGAAUUGACAGACAAGGAAGACGAGUCCAGGCCAAAAUUGUACAUUUAAGUCGUUUACCAAUUUUGAUAAAAGUUAUCAUCUAGUAAAGAAAGGAACAUUUUGUAGUGUAUUGGAGCCUCAUGUCUCACUUGUUAUUGUGUACGUUAUGGUAUAAUCCCAAAUUUUGAUAAA